AUGAACAGCUCGGAGGAAGUCAACCUCUACGAGGUCCUUGGCGUUGAGCGCAGCGCGACCAAAGCCGAAAUCAAAAAAGCAUACCACAAGGCCGCAUUAUCCUCGCACCCCGACAAGGUCGCCCCGGAUGAGCGCGAGGAAGCCGAAGUCCGCUUCAAGGCCGUCUCGCAAGCCUACGAGAUCCUGUUCGAUGACGAGAAGCGCGAGGUCUACGACACACACGGCAUGUCGGCCUUUGACGGCAGCCGACCCGGUCCGGGCGGCAUGGGCGGCGACGUCGACCUGGACGACCUGCUGUCGCAGAUGUUCGGCAUGGGCGGAGGCAUGGGUGGUAUGGGCGGCAUGCCCGGGAUGGGAGGAAUGGGCGGCGCUGGCGGCCCGCGUCGGGGGCCGCGCCGGGGCAAGGACGAGGUGCAGGAGUACGAGGUUUCGCUGGAGGAGCUGUACAAGGGCAAGACGACGCGGUUCGCCAGUACCAAGAACGUCAUCUGCGAGACGUGCAAGGGCUCCGGCGGCAAGGACAAGGCGAAGCCGCACGACUGCUCCGUGUGUGGUGGCCAAGGCUCGACGCUUCGCAUUCAGACCAUUGGCGGCAUGCUCAGCCAAGUCACGACCCAGUGCGCCAACUGCAGCGGAACCGGCAAGGUGUUCAAGGACAAGGAAAAGUGCAAGAAGUGCAAGGGCAAGCGCGUCGUCGAGAAGCGCAAGAUCCUCGAGCUCUACAUCCCCCGCGGCGCCCGCGAAGGCGAGCGCAUCGUCCUCGCCGGCGAGGCCGACCAGCAGCCCGACCAGGAGCCCGGCGACAUCGUCUUCGAGCUCGUCGAGAAAGAGCACCCCGUCUUCCGUCGUGCCGGCGCCGACCUGGCCGCCGACCUGCACGUCACCCUCGCCGAGGCCCUGACCGGUUUCCACCGUGUCGUCUUGACCCACCUGGACGGCCACGGCAUCUCUCUCAACGUUAAGCAGCCCCAGGGCAAGAUCCUUCGGCCCGGUGAGGUGCUCAAGGUCCCUGGCAAGGGUAUGCCGGUCAAAAAGAGCGACGCUCACGGUGAUCUGUACCUCGUCGUGCACAUCAAGUUCCCUGAGGACGGAUACAUCCAGGAUGAGGCCGCGCUCAAAAAAAUCAGGGAGCUGCUCCCCGGAGCCGAGCCGGAGAUUAAGGCUGAGGAGGUUGAGGACGUCGACUUUGAGGCUGAUGCCGAUCUGGACAACUUCGGAGCCAACUCGGACGACCCGCGUGCCGCCAACGCAUGGGAGGAUGACGAAGACGACAUGGAGGGUGGCCCUCAGUGCGCCACGCAGUAA
Lasiodiplodia theobromae is the source of this 1305-nucleotide messenger RNA. RefSeq lists its product as uncharacterized. The record is from RefSeq and is a predicted model, not a curated record. Gene Ontology annotation, cellular component: cytoplasm. Gene Ontology annotation, biological process: response to heat; protein refolding. Bases 1 to 1305 code for a protein of 434 amino acids. The transcript is spliced from 4 exons. NCBI's taxonomy places the organism in Eukaryota, Fungi, Ascomycota, Dothideomycetes, Botryosphaeriales, Botryosphaeriaceae. Gene Ontology annotation, molecular function: ATP binding; Hsp70 protein binding.